This is a messenger RNA of Alnus glutinosa, 1474 nucleotides long. Its product is annotated as probable serine/threonine protein kinase IREH1. The coding region runs from base 397 to 885 and encodes 162 amino acids. The transcript is spliced from 4 exons. Lineage: Eukaryota; Viridiplantae; Streptophyta; Magnoliopsida; Fagales; Betulaceae. The record is from RefSeq and is a predicted model, not a curated record.
AUCUAUCUACUCAUGCCCAAACUCCUUCCAACCAAGACAAAAGCCACCAUCUCUCUCUCUCUCUAGAUUCAAUUCAUUCACUUUCUCUCUCUAGAAUUCUACUCUCUCAUCUUCAAUGUCAGUAUCGGGUUCCGGGUCCAAGGAGAAGAAGGAAGCUACGUCGGCGGAGCCCCUCUCGCAAGUGUCGCCGAUACUGGCGUCGUCACUGGGAUUGAAUAGGAUAAACACGCGAUCUGGGCCGUUGCCGCAGGAGAGCUUAUUUGGGUUUAGAGGUGGCGGCGGCGACACGGCCCCGCGCUCGGCGCCAGCAAUUUGUCCAGGCCCGGCAACGCCGAUGCCGGCUCCGGUUCGGGGAGUGGGGGGAAGAAGAAGGCGGUGGCGGGGCCGAGUAGUAGGAUGUUGGGGUUCCAAGAGCAUUGGGUGGAUAAUGGGAGCAAUUCGGAUAGUGUGUCCAGUGGGAGCGCGCAGUCUACGGACCAGAGCCCCAAUGUAGUGGGGAGCUCGAGGUUACAGAAUGGGGAGUCCUCCUCUCAAGCUGCGCGCUAUGAAUCAUCAUGGGGUCAGUCUGGAGGGUUAAUCAGUCCAGAUGUUUGUACACCAGAGACUGCAUAUGAGUGUGACAAUCCAAAGGAGUCCGAGUCUCCCCGUUUUCAAGCCAUUCUACGUGUUACAAGUGCACCUAGAAAGAGGUUUCCUGCUGAUAUCAAAAGUUUUUCUCAUGAACUAGAUUCCAAGGGCGUUCGCCCUUUCCCAUUUUGGAAGCCUCGAGGCUUAAAUAACUUGGAGGAAAUAUUGGUUGUCAUACGGGCAAAAUUUGACAAAGCAAAAGAAGAAGUAAACAAUGAUCUGGCUAUUUUUGCAGCGGAUCUGGUCGGAAUUCUUUAAAAAAAUGCAGAUAGUCAUCCUGAGUGGCAGGAAACUAUUGAGGACUUGCUGGUUUUGGCUCGUAGCUGUGCCAUGACGUCUCCUGGGGAGUUUUGGCUUCAGUGUGAAAGCAUAGUACAGGAAUUGGAUGAUAGGCGUCAAGAACUUCUGCCGGGUAUGCUGAAGCAGCUUCACACCCGAAUGCUUUUCAUUCUCACAAGGUGUACCAGAUUGUUGCAGUUCCACAAAGAAAGUUUGGCUGAGGAUGAACAUGUUAUUCACCUUCGUAAUUCUAGCAUCUAGCAUCCUGCAUCCUGCGGAAAAGCGAAUUCCUCCCAGCAUGGGAAGGGAGUCCAAGUGUUCUAGUGCUGCAAAGGCCUCAGAGACUGCUUCAGCAAGGAAAUAUUACAGUCAGGAGCAGCAGCAUGGCUUGAAUUGGAAGAGAGACCAUGUCAUACAGCCAGAAAAAAAUUUCAUGUCAUCGUCUCUUUAAUUUAAUCUUAAGAUGAUGAGUGACUUGUUUGUUUUUAGUUUACAAUAAUAUUUGACUAAUUCGAGUGAUGUUGUUUAUCUUUCAGUUCUUAAUUAAUUUCUAUAUGCUUUUGAAUAA